Molecule: messenger RNA, 876 nt
Organism: Sparassis crispa
Lineage: Eukaryota; Fungi; Basidiomycota; Agaricomycetes; Polyporales; Sparassidaceae
Exons: 5
Coding region: 1-876 (291 amino acids)
Source: RefSeq, a predicted model, not a curated record
AUGGCCCGACCAUUUUCAGAACAAGACCCGAAAACCGUAAAUCGAAUUCAGCAGCAAAUUUCGCAGCAAUGCCCGUUUGUCAAGAGAUACCAGGACUACUGGCCCGUCAAGAACUACAUCAACAUAUAUCUGUCGGGGUGCGUUGUCAGAGCUCGCCGCAAGGCCGAGAUGUUUCGGCUGGUGAACGAUCCUCAGCUUGGAUCGAACAAGAGCAAGCACUUCACCUCUUCAAGGGUUGCUGUGCCCCAGGCUCCCAGCACACCUCGCAAACACCCACGCCAGUUCAUAGGUCAAACACCAACAAAGAGGAGACUCCCAGGCAGCCCCGCCAGGAAAACUCGCACUCUCGCGAUCACAGACACUGUUAGAACUCGCACCAACGAACGAGCCACUGCUGCCCAUGCCAGGGGCAAGGGUGAAGGACACCUUUUCUCUCGCUCUGCCUCUCAGUCUUUGACAUCGACUUUUCACCGCACCCUUCCUCGUGGUUCGCAAGACCAUCACACGACAGUUGCAGAGGCAAGCCAGGUUGGAGCCUUCAACACAUUCUUUGCCAGAUCUCCCGCUAUGAAUGAGUUAAUGCAUAUUGAUGACAAAACCCGGCCCAUCUGGGACUUUCUCCAGUCGCUGGCAAUUCCAGCACCUCAUCUCUUCGCAAUCUUGCUGGCUGAUGGUAUCACCAGUAUCCGUAUCCUUCGUGCAAUCGCGAAGAUGUCUGCUUGUCGUGGGUGGGUGGAGUUGCUCGUGACGAGUGGUAGGGCAACUAUGCUUGAAGCUGAGAGCCUCUGGGAAGGGCUUACGGAGCUGGCUAAGGUGCAGAUCCCUGCCCGAAACAUGAUAUGCCUCACAAGCGUGGUCGAGAUUGGAUACGUCUGA